Molecule: messenger RNA, 547 nt
Organism: Blastomyces dermatitidis ER-3
Lineage: Eukaryota; Fungi; Ascomycota; Eurotiomycetes; Onygenales; Ajellomycetaceae
Exons: 2
Coding region: 102-383 (93 amino acids)
Source: RefSeq, a predicted model, not a curated record
GCCAGAUUGAGAGGGGUGGUAUGAGGGUGAGACUCGGUGUUGAUGUCUAGAUACACUGAAGACAGACCGCGGAGGUUGCACUUCAGAAGUGGCUGUUGGUUAUGUACUUGAUAUUAUCGCCGAGGUAUCUUUUUGUAUUUUUCUGCUGGGGAUGGGCCAGAUUAGGAAGGGCGGUACGAGGGUGGGACUUGGUGUUGGUGUUUUGGAACAUCAAAGAUGGACAGGGUUUUCGCGGAGGUCGCUCCUCAGAUAUCUCCACAACUACAGAUCGGGGAUCUUCCAAAAUCAAGAAGAUUGGUGCAUAUGGCUACGUCUCUUCACCUUACAAUUUGUAUGGCAAUUUGGCCCGGGGUUGUGGUGUGGUAGGGGAGAAUGGGGGAUAAUCCCACGCAGGAGUUCUGAACGACGUCUGGUUCACGUUUGGCUGGAUAACUCCACCACCACACGGGGUAUGCGGUCGGCGAUGGGGUCAAAAUGCUCGUAUGAUCGAGGGUUUUUCGAUGGAUCUAUCGGCGGGUUCUUAUUCGAAAAAUCGAGCGAGUUCGUG